Molecule: messenger RNA, 896 nt
Organism: Candoia aspera
Lineage: Eukaryota; Metazoa; Chordata; Lepidosauria; Squamata; Candoiidae
Product: uroplakin-3b-like protein 1
Exons: 5
Coding region: 1-771 (256 amino acids)
Cellular component (GO): membrane
Source: RefSeq, a predicted model, not a curated record
AUGAUUAACCCACUGCAAAAAGUAUUAUAUGGAGAAGCUUGUGCAUUGUGGGGCCCAAAUAUAGAGGAAGACUCACUCUGUUUUCUUUUUCCAGAGCUGGUUAACUAUAUCCCUCAUCUCACUUCUGAGGAAAUGGGAGGGAAGAUCACGGCCUCCACUUUUGUUCUAGAGCAGCCGCGCUGUGUUUUCAACGAGUCUGUCGUUAAUAUGAUCUGGCUGGUUGUGGCCCUCAGCAAAGAUGUGGAUAAAUUCGUCAAUCCUAAAGCCCCUGAGGGGCUGCCUUACCAAUCUUUUGAGAAGAAUUCUUAUUACAUGACUUUGAACACCACAACAUCGAACUAUCCCUGCCCAGAAAAAAGCGAUCAAAUUACUGUCCUGCGUGUGGGGAGUGAAACAGCGUGUGUUCUGGAUCAUUCGCGGCCAGAUUGUAAUGGUCCCCUCCCAGGCCCAGGGCCAUACAGGGUCAAGUUCCUGGUGAUGAAUUCAACAGAUGUCAUAAUGGAAUCGAAAUGGUCCAAUCCCAUCACACUGAUUCAAGGGAGAAAUCCUAACAGCAUUGUUGUGGGGCCCAAACAACGGAGAACUGGGACGAUCAUCAUUGCCACCAUCCUCUCCAUCCUCUUUGCCAUUCUCCUGGCUGCACUCAUUGCCGCCUUGAUCUAUAAAUAUUCCAGCAUUUGUGACACUGCCAAUAUUGCGAGAGUGCAGGAUCCGACAAUAGUACGCUAUACCACUCAUCAUAUACAUGAUCAGUCGUCCUACAAGUUAUGAGCGGCUACAUUGCUGAGUAUCAGUCAGUGUCUUCCUUCCAUUUUCCUUCCUGCUUCCUGUUUCAUUUAUUAAUUACAAACUUCCAGUCAUGUUUUAUGUUUGAAAAAAGACUGCCAGCUCUCAUU